AAAGGUAGCCGGCGCGCAGGGAGAUCGAGCGCUUGUUGGUGUGGCCAGAGGAGGAGGGCGUAACAACUAGAGGAAAAACAAUGUCUGGCCUGGGGCAUAAAAUAUCUCCAGAUUUUAUUGAUUUUGCCAUUGGUGUUCUUUAUGUUACCAAAUACAAACAACAUCCUGGAUAAAGAUGUUCUGGUUUCAGAGCUGGACCCUGCAGCUGGCAAAAUGUUCACGACUACCACUGCGGCGGCAGCUGUGUGAAGCUAGGACCACUUUGCCGGUGUUAACGUUGUUCACCAAGGACCCAUGCCCCUUGUGUGACAAAGCCAAAGCGGUGCUUGAACCAUAUAAACACAAGUUUAUUUUGCAGGAAGUAGAUAUAACCCUUCCAGAUCACUCUGCCUGGUUUGAAAAGUAUAAGUAUGACAUACCUGUUUUUCAUUUGAAUGGGAAAUUUCUAAUGAAGCAUCGAGUUGAUAUACAAAAACUGGAAAAUCGGCUGCUGAACCUAGAAUUGCAAGAUGAUGGCAACAGGUGAAAAAAAUGAAGGACUGUCAUUAAAUGCUUGGAUAAUUUUGUAUUGCUUUCUUUACAAAUGAAAAAUCCUAACUACACUGAUUUUUUGAAGUUCAAUGUGCACAGUUCAGUUUUGUAACACUGAUCCUUCUCUUCAUUUUCAUAUCUGACUACUUAGGCUAUAACCCUUUCCUGAGAGUAAGUCCCAUUGAAUUUCAUGGCAUCUACUUCUGAGUAGACAUGUAUAGGAUUGCACUGUAAAUGUCUUGACUUUUUAAUAAAUAAA
Elgaria multicarinata webbii is the source of this 790-nucleotide messenger RNA. RefSeq names its product chromosome 6 C5orf63 homolog (gene C6H5orf63). Lineage: Eukaryota; Metazoa; Chordata; Lepidosauria; Squamata; Anguidae. The record is from RefSeq and is a predicted model, not a curated record. The transcript is spliced from 5 exons. Bases 176 to 526 code for a protein of 116 amino acids.